UUCUGCAGGUCUCUUCCCCAGGUCGUAGACUUGCAGUCAAGGCCUCUUCCACUCAGCGCCUGCAGCCAGGGCUCAGCCACAGCCGAGAGCCUUCCCUCCCUCCGGCCAGCACUUCCCUCUUCCAUCCUCACGUGAGAUCCUGACUCAAGGACUGGUCGCAGCCGAGCCAAAGCCCAGGGGUAUGUCGUCCCUCCCUGAAACCUUCAUCCCAUUCCCUCCGAAUACCCUCUGUCCCUCCCCACCAGCCAGUCCAACCCCUCCCAUUCUCUACUUUCCAUCGUUACCCUCCCCUCCACCACGUCUUUCUGCCUAGUUCCCUCCUCUCCUCCCAUUUUCUGGUUCUCUGCCCUCAGAUUUCUUUUUCCUCUUGCUGAACCUCUGGUCAUCCUCUUCCCCAUCAUUCUACCUCUUCCCCUAGUUUCCUUUCCAAAUUUCCUUUUGGAAAGGCUCUGGUGAGUUUAAGGAGUGAUAUAUCUUGUAUCUCUGAUGCAUAGGGAAAAGUGGGCAGUGGGGAAAGUUAACACUGGAAUCCUCAGGCUGUGUUGCAAAUGAUGACAGGCCUCAAACGCCAGGCCGAGAUAUUUGGACUUAAUCCUUUAGGUUGAGUCACCUAAUGUUUUUAGGCAGAGGAAUAAAAGUGUCAAGUUUGCAUUUUAGAAAGAUCUUAGUUGGGUCGUUCUUUUUUUGGACAUCCUUUCAGGAUAAAUUAGGCACACCCCCUCCCUACAGCAUCCUGAGUUUACCCCAACACAAUACCAACCCAUUCACAUUGUCAUUGUUUAACCUGUCUCUCUCCCAGAUUUUCAACUGAGUCCAGUGCUUAGUGCCGUGCCUAAGUAAAAGUGUAAGUUACAAAAAUGAAUGGAUGAGUGGAUUUGUAUGUGGGAAAUGGGGGGAUAUUACACAGUCCAGGCAGAAAAUGAUGAAAGGACGUGAACAAAAUUGGGAACAAGGGAGAGGAUAGAAUGGAUUCUGGGAAUAUUUAGGAGAUAAGAAUUACAGUUCUUAUUACCUACUUGAAGAUGAGGGCUGAAGAAAAAGGAGGAGGCUAGAAUAAUUCCCAGAGUUCAGUUUUGAUGCCUUCUGGGACAUCCAGUUAGAGAUGUCUAGCAGACAGCUGGAUGUGAGCAAAAAGUUCAGGGGUCUAAAAAGGUCUGGGCUGGAAGUAUGGAUUUAGGAGUCAUCAGCACACAGCUGGAAGUAGCUGAAUCCUUGAACAUGAAUGACAUCAUCAGGGGAGGGUGGUAUGUGGUCCCUAGACAAACCCAGAUUGCGGGCAGGGCCGUGCAUUAUGCAUCAUGGCAUCCUCCUGCAUGCUCUGGAGCCAACACCCAAGUAACUCUUCCCCACUUUGACUUGGUAGUCCCGGUCCCUGGAGCUCCACAGCCUGACCUCCAAGCUCCUAAGAUAUGGACUGGCCAAGUUGCUAUGUUCAGGCUCCCCCCUGGUCUCCUGCUACCAUCUACUGAUGGAAUUCUGACUGCUUCAGCCUUUCCAUCUUUAAGUUCCAGCUCUCUCACAAACCAUAGCAGCAUGCCACAUGGACUCUAGCAUACGGGUGACCCACCUGGCAUCAUACUCUGAGAUCCAGAGCUUAUCUUUCUUCCCUCUUGUCUCUCAGGUGCAAAGAGCACUUUAUCCUAAUUCCACAACCCAUUGUGAACCCUGGACUCAGACUCUCCAACUUCAACAUAAUAAAGUCUGUACCCUAUUCUACCACUAGAUGGAGGCAGACGAGGUUACAGAAGAGCCUCAUACCACCAUGGAUACAGAGGAACACCCCUCUUCAAAGAACUCCUCUACUGAGGACUCGCAGGAGCCCCCUAUCUCUGAAGAUCCUUUGGCGCCUUCCAUCUCUGAGGCCCCUUUAGAACCCCAUAUCUCCAAGUCCCCUUUGGUGCCACUCACUUCAAAGACCCCUUUAGGGACCCAUACUUCUGAGACCCUUUCAGAGGCCCACGCCUCUGAAGCCUCUUUAGAACAUUCCAUCUCUGAGACCUCUCCAAAAACCCCCAUUUAUGAGGCCCCAGUGGAGUCUCAUAUCUCUAAAGGCCCAGAGAGAGACCUUUCUUCUAAUCCCUUAUCAGAAGACCAUGUCUCUGCAUCUUCCUCUGAAGGUGAUGCCCUGAGGGAAGACCUCUACUCUGAGUCCUCAUUUAAUGAGGUCCCAAGGGCAAGGAAGUCCACCCUGGAGGCUCCUGAACCUGAGAUCCUUAAAAAGCACUCCCUUUCAGGCCAUUCAGCGCAGGCUUACAAGGACACAUCUGCAGGGCAGAAGGAAGAAGCAGAAGAGGACAAGGAAAGGGUGGUUGCCAAUGACAACACCGCUCACACACCCCAACCUGGACACCAGCCGGGCAAGAAGAGGAAGAAAGCAGCUAGCCGUAAUUGCUCCUGCCCUUUCUCCUGUUAUCAUUGCCCUUCUCAUGCCCUAGAAGAAGGGUUAUUCUUUUACAAAGCCCCUUCCCUUAGUUUUAGGGCCUCCACAUUUCCCCCUGAUUAUUCAGUCCCUCCCUCCCCAGGUUACACUGUCCGCCCAGUAGUGCCCGCUAAGCAGGCAGAGCUGGUGGAAGUGCCUAAGGCGAAGCACAGAGAACAGUUUGGUGCUCAGGUGAAUCAUCUUUUCCAAUGGGAGAAGCAUGCAGCCCUGAGCGCCAUCCAGACAGGUCUCUACAUUGGCUGGCGCUGCCCCCAUUACCUCUGGGACUGUUUCCGGAUUGGGGAUGAGUCCAAGUGCUUUUGUGGACACUUGUUGAAGGAGCACCAGAUCAUCUCAGAUAUAUCCGUGCCCUGUGGUGUGGGUCAGUGCCGCUGCCUCAUGUUCUGCUUUAUCCCAUCACGUCCAGAGGAGGUGGGUGAGUUCUGGCUCACUAGACGGGCCACCUUCGACCCCAAGGCCUGGAGGGCCCAAUGUCGCUGCAAACACAGCCAUGAAGAUCACACAGCCACUGGGUCCCAUCCCUGCAGGCACUAUGGCUGUUGCUGCAGCUGCUUUGAGUCUAAUUUCCUGUGUGCGGCCUGUGACCGGCGCUGGGAAGAACAUGAGACUUUCUUUGAGACUAAGGAGACACGGAGACGAGGAGGGCGGCCUCACGGUGAGGGGCAACCUGGGACAGGGGACCAUUCCAAGGCCUGUAGUCAGGCAGACAAAAAGCAUUCUCACCCUCAACCAUCCCCUCCAGAAUUACCUCACACACACCUGUUUCCCCAUACCCCAUUUCUGCACUGGUUUCCACCCCCAGGAGCAGACUAUGUGCCAUUUGCAGAGAUGCCCGCCCUUCGAGAAGUCAUCUUCCACAACUCUGACUUCAAGGCCCUAGAGACACAGGGGCCUUCUGUCCAUUCCAGCUCCCACCCCGGGUCCCCUGGGCUCCCUGGCCCACAUAGCCCCCAGCCUGACCCCACAUCUGACCCCCCUACCUGACCCUUUCACCUCUGCUCUUCCCUCCUCCAGGGACAGAUACUGUCAACACCUGGAGCAGGCCUUUGUGAGCCUGGUUCAGGUCAGCAAUAAAGGGGAAGCCACUGGAAUCUGACCUGGCUUUGUAUGGGGCAGGUAGAGUCCAGCCCAGGGACAGACACCCU
Molecule: messenger RNA, 3585 nt
Organism: Loxodonta africana (African savanna elephant)
Lineage: Eukaryota; Metazoa; Chordata; Mammalia; Proboscidea; Elephantidae
Gene: FAM221B
Product: family with sequence similarity 221 member B
Exons: 4
Coding region: 1724-3424 (566 amino acids)
Source: RefSeq, a predicted model, not a curated record